Molecule: messenger RNA, 1200 nt
Organism: Melopsittacus undulatus (budgerigar)
Lineage: Eukaryota; Metazoa; Chordata; Aves; Psittaciformes; Psittaculidae
Product: hydrocephalus-inducing protein homolog
Exons: 9
Coding region: 31-1200 (389 amino acids)
Biological process (GO): cilium movement; axonemal central apparatus assembly
Cellular component (GO): axoneme
Source: RefSeq, a predicted model, not a curated record
AGCUGUGGUGGAGCAGGUGAGCUCUGCGACAUGGCCAGUGGCAAGACCCCCCGGCCCAUGAGGUCCUCCAGAAGGGCGGAUGGAUUCCAGAGCAGAGUGGUAGCAUCUCGUAAUCCCAAGCUGGUCAGAGAGGCAGAAGAGUCUCUCAGCAGCAAGCAAAGGCUGGCGAGGCCUCGGGAGAUGAGGCGGCCCCGGACUGCCCAGCUUCGGGACAUGGGUGAAGUCUGCCAUCAAAAGUUCUCAGCCGUUGAGCGGGACCAGAGGUCGUUCCAGCCUUUCCCAUCCGAGGUGGUGUUUGAGAACUACAUUCCUCACCAGUUCUACAUAGCGUCGCUAGCUCUGAGGAACAAAGACAGGGUUCCUCGUCUGCUGAACGUCAUCCUGGGGAACUCUCCUUACUUUGAGUUGAUCAGCCCAAGUGAUGAGGACUAUAAGGUAGCCCCGGGCACGUCUUCAACCUACCGCAUCCUUUUCCGACCUGAUGAGAACAAGGAUUAUUUUGAGGAGCUUAUCAUCAUCACAGAGAGGGAGAAGUUCUUUGUGCCUAUCCGAGCCAUAGGUGCCCGAGCCAGCCUGGACUUCCCUGAGCAGCUGAACUUCUCUGAGUGUCCAGUCAGGUUCAGCACCCAGAAGACUCUGCUGGUGCGCAACGUGGGGAAGCGGGAGGCUUGCUACAGCAUCACCACUCUGAGCCCUUUCUCUGUGGAUCCCUCCAUUGGGACUCUUGGCGUUGGAGAAGCGAUGCAAGUCACGGUGGAAUUUCACCCACCAAAGACCGGUGUUUAUACAAGUCCCAUGAUUGUUCACUAUGACACUGGUGAAGAUGUUCACAAAAGCCUCUGUGGAACAGCUGUAAAUGCUGACAUCAGGCUUGACAAGAGCUCCUUGACAGUUGAGAAGACUUCCCUCACGCUGUCAAAGCAAAGUUCCCUGGUCAUCCACAACCAGAGUGGCAUCACGGCCCACUUCCAGUGGAAGCGUUUUGUUGAUGAGGAAGAGGAGGAGCGGCAGAAGCUGAGGCUGCAGAGGCAGGAAGAGGACAAGCUGGUUGAUGUUCCUAAGGAGCACGGGGUGGUCCCCCCUCUCAGAGAACACCCUUCCCUUCCCGUCUGCACCUCCCAGAGCCAGGGGACAGAGGUGCAGGGAGACUCCAUGCCUUUCUGCAGUGAUAUUUUCAGCAUUGUGCCCAUGCGCAUGUAA